UUAAACUUUAAGAUUGCAAAACGCAUCUAAGGACGCAGGUAUAUAUACUUGUGCGACAGAUAUUGACACUAAAUAUUUAAGAAAAGCGUUGAACAUUUAUUGACGAAAACUACAGGAUGAUUUUCCUUCUGUGUUUUUCUGUUGCAUUGGUUAUUCAUGUUACGGGCGAUACCAGCUGCCCGGAGGUGACGAUCGUCUCACGCGCAGACUGGGGAGCACGUGCGCCCAGCAGCCCCUCUCCUGCGCUCCGGGGCCAAACGAGGGUAAUCUUCAUCCACCACACGGAAACUUCCUCGUGCACAGACACCGCCACGUGCAGCGCCCGCGUCAGAGAGAUUCAAUCAGCUCAAAUGGAAAUCAGACACUGGAACGACAUUGGUUACAACUUCCUGAUCGGUAACGACGGGAACGCCUAUGAGGGGCGGGGCUGGGGCGUCGCCGGGGACCACACUUCCGGUGGAGGCAGCCGAGAAUUCGGGAUAGCCAUGAUUGGCAAUUACGAGAGCAAUCUGCCGAGUGAAGCGGCGUUGAAUGCCUUGGACAACAUCCUGAAGUGUGCCGUCAGAAAGGGGCAUUUGUCGAGGAGGUACUGCCUUAUGAGCCACAGGGACACGGACUCGCGCACCUGCCCUGGCACAGCCAUGCACAAUGAAAUCAUCUCAUGGCCGAGGUACUGCUGGCGCUGGUGAAGUGGACAGGUACAAGGCAUCUUUGAGUGAUUUUCAUAUCAUUCUAAAGAGAGUUCAGAUUUCGAGUGACAUGAUUUAAUAAACUGUUCUGCAUCCCA
Molecule: messenger RNA, 787 nt
Organism: Dreissena polymorpha
Lineage: Eukaryota; Metazoa; Mollusca; Bivalvia; Myida; Dreissenidae
Product: peptidoglycan-recognition protein SC2-like
Exons: 5
Coding region: 117-689 (190 amino acids)
Biological process (GO): peptidoglycan catabolic process; innate immune response
Molecular function (GO): zinc ion binding; N-acetylmuramoyl-L-alanine amidase activity; peptidoglycan binding
Source: RefSeq, a predicted model, not a curated record